AUGUCAGCCGAAGAAUGCGUCAAGGUAAGUGCUGCUGAACUUUAUAAUGGACCUUCCACUUGUCAGACCACAAUUCAAACAAGGGCAGUGAGGAAACGACUGCGUAAAUAUCUACCAUUUCUGGACUCACCGAAUUUGGACUUAUUCUUCUCUGAAUCCGCCCUCAGAAACACCGCGACCGUAUUUAAACGUGACAUCUGCGCACAAAAUAAGCUGACGAAUGAGGAACUGCCUCAGCGGUCGAGUGACUCGGUGUCGGAAGUUGCGCUCUGGAAUGGCAAGCGCAGCUGAUGUUCAUAAUGCACCUUCUAUAGGCCGGAUUGCCAUCCGAACGAGGGCAGCCAGGAAACGACUGCGCAAAUGUUUAUCGUGGCCGGACCAGUCGCAUUUUGACUUAACCUUUCCGGCUCUCGCCGUCAACAGUCCCAUCGUCGUAUUUCUCGAUGACAACCGGGUGAAAAAUAAGUUUGCGAUUAGGCAACUUUUAUGGCGGUCGGGUGACUUGGAGACAGAGCAUGCCCCUUGGAAGGUGAGGCCCGUGCAUGGGGAGGGAAUCAAGAGUUUAUUGAAUGAAUUUUUCAGCAAGCCCUUGGCGAAUGUGGUUCCAGUGGAUUUCAGUGCUCAGAGUCACAGCAUGACCUAUUAUCUUGCCAACCUUGGAAGUCGCCAUCCACCCGUACUGCGUCGUCUAACCCUGAGUCUACAUCAUACACGGGAUCUGCCGUUUACGCCAGGCGGUGUGUUUCAUCACUGGACGAUGUGAGUGAACGUUUUGUUGGACGUUUGUAUUACGCUUGUUAUUGUUCAGGAACAGAUCAGCAACCGAAACCGUGUCUGUUCUGACUACGGAAUUGGCGCAUGGAAAUAGGGAAUAG
This is a messenger RNA of Spirometra erinaceieuropaei, 875 nucleotides long. NCBI's taxonomy places the organism in Eukaryota, Metazoa, Platyhelminthes, Cestoda, Diphyllobothriidea, Diphyllobothriidae. The record is from the annotation of a GenBank genome assembly.